AACGAUUUUGACAAGGUUGUCACAAAAUUUUGUGUGUUAUUUGUUUGUUAAAUACUUAUUUGGUCUUCUUCGGCCUAAAUUAUCGUCUCUGAAUAUGCUGAUGCGCAGCAAACACUAACUUGGUUAAAAUUACAGUACAAAAUUACAGUAACCAAUCAUGGCUGUGGAUAAGGAAACUUUUAUGAGUAACUAUAGGAAGGACUACAAAUGGCCAAGCUUUGUCCCACUGGUCGCCAAACCAGCUCAACCCCCAGUCAUUACAAAACCCGCCAACUUUUACGUAGUCAAACUAGUGGAACCUUUUUGUCACUGCGAUGCCCAUCGAUACGAACCUCAAAUGGGAAGGUACAAAAUGCUGGCGGAAAAAGAACGAAUGUUGCAUAAGGAACUCGAGUGUGUUGGUAAAGAAAUGACAGUUUUGGCAGGGGAAGUCCUGGACCACCCUUGCGACACCUAUGAUGACAAAAUGAUGACGAUCUAUCAAGCCGACUAUAACAAAAAGGGUCUCGAAUCGAAACAAUAUCGAAAACUGAUGGCUGCUAUUGACACAAGAGUAGGACUUCCGUUUGAUGGACCGACAAUAACGCUGAGGGAUGGCUACAGGGACCCUACGGCUUUCAGACAUUAUGCGAUCCAGAGACCUAGAAUUGAUGUUUGCCCUCCUGUUACUUGUCGCAUAACACCUCAAUCUAUUUCAGACUGGUUUACACCAUUGAUAGGGCGAUCGGAAUACCAGGACACGAUAAGUAAAAUGGGACUAAGUCUACUUAAAAGCAGUCAGCAAUAUGCUGAGCCUUUACCUUCCUCAAGACGACGAUAUGGCGACAUGUGUAUGUGAAAUUAUGAUGCAAUGUGCUUGAAGUGCGAUAAUUGUGGGUGUGAAUGUAUUUGUCUAUUGUGUGUUUAUGUGUGAUAAUAAAAUGUAUUUGAUUCUC
Molecule: messenger RNA, 935 nt
Organism: Zophobas morio
Lineage: Eukaryota; Metazoa; Arthropoda; Insecta; Coleoptera; Tenebrionidae
Exons: 3
Coding region: 158-838 (226 amino acids)
Source: RefSeq, a predicted model, not a curated record